UUUUGUACCGACUUUUUUAGUAAAUUACUGCAGAUAUAUCUGCCAGACGUCGACAAUUGUUUAAAUUUGAAGUACAAUUACAUAAUAAAUAAUAAUGAGCAAUGUAAAUAAAAUGCCAAAAACAACUAUUAAUUUGCAUGAUGUUUGUAAGAAAAAUUCAAAGAUUCCAAUUACUAAUCAUGGAUACAAAUCAAACAAGAUAGACAAUGAACUAAAAUCUCUUGAACUAUUGACUCUACAAUCAGCAACAGAUCCUAAUGAUUUAUUAACAUGCUCUAAUAUUUCAGUUCCAUCAACUACUACAAAAUUGACAGAAAAAUCAUCUCUAGAUAAAUCAAAUCCAGCUGAAUCAUCUUCAUUGAUAUUGGAUACAUUCAGUCAAUCAUCAGGUAUAGCAUCAAAAUUAAUACGCAGAAAAAUACCAAGAGCAGGUCACUUAAUGACUCCACGGCACUUAUGGAUCCAAUCAAUUCCACCCAAAGCUUGUGAUGUGGUUUUAACAUUCACCAAAACUACAGACUAUAAGACUAUUGAAUGGGUAAAAUCACUAAUAGUAGAUGAAUCUAAUGGUUUCAGUUUAUCUGUAAAUGUCCAAUAUCAUUCAUCAACCGAUUCUUACUGUUUUUACUUAACAGCUUCCUUUCAUGUUUUAAUGAAAGCUGCUCAAGAUGUACAUUUACCAAAAAAAGUUGUUGGCGGUGGUGGCCUAAGAGAAUUUAUACUCUCUGAAAUGAAUAUAUUUGAAGGAAUUGAGGAUCGUUCAAAUUUUUUCACUAUGCAAGAAAGACAAACAUUGAUUUUAUAUAUUUUAAACACACUUAGAGUACAAAAUUGUGAUUGGAUCACUGAACUAGUCGAAAGCCAACCAUUAAUUUCAGAAUGUAUGUCAAAUGGAAUAAUUGAGCAUUUAUUCCCAGUUCAUGAAAAUAAAACAUUAAAAUGGUUGCGUAUUAUCUGGGUAAAGUCUUUUUUCAGCUUGCAACCUUUGGAUAAGGUUUGUGAUUAUUUUGGUGUCAAAAUUGCCAUGUACUUUGCAUGGAUUGGGCACUAUACUGGUUCAUUAAUAUACCCAGCUAUUGCCUAUUCCACAUUUUGGUUUGGAUUUGGAAGGCAACUGGAUCAAUGGACAGAAGGAGUAUGGUUUGUUGUGUUGGCCUUUAUGAAUGUUCUCUGGCUAACGGUAUAUUUAGAAACAUGGAAACGCUACUGUGCUGAGUUAGCUUAUCGAUGGGCUACACUAGAUCAAAGACAUCAGUUUUUGUUACAGCCUCGCUUAGAAUUUAAAGGUCAUCCACGAAUUAGUCCAAUAACUGGUAAGGCAGAACUAUGGUAUCCAAAUUGGAAACGAAGGCUGUUCAGUUAUUUUGUCAGUGCACCUAUCAUUGGUCUAUGUUUGGCAGUAGUCUUUGCUUUAACAAUAUUACAAAUCAAAUUUCAAGACUGGUGGGACUUGUAUAUUGAAACAAAUGAAUAUCCAACAUAUUUAAGUUAUAUUUCUAAAAUUAUGUUAGCACUUAUUAUUGCUGUGCUUGAUGAUAUUUACAACAUUAUUGCUGUUUGGCUCAAUGAUUGUGAAAAUUAUAGGCUGGACACUGAAUACGAAAACCAGCUGAUCAUCAAAGUUACACUGUUUCAAUUUGUCAAUUCGUUCCUGUCUCUCUUUUACAUCGCUUUUUAUUUGCAAGACCAGGAAAGACUUAGAACGCAAUUGGCCGUGCUUUUGAUCACCAGACAGUUGAUUCGCAACAUCAAAGAAUCGGCGCUUCCUUAUGUGUUGGAGCAAAUCCGUUUUGCGAAAAUUAGCUUUGAUUUAUUCGGUGCGUUGACGCCAUCCGACGGCCCGGCUAAACCAAACGGCGAGCGCGUCGUGUCACAACCGGAACUUGAAUGUUCAAUGUUUAAAUUUGACGGUACAUUCUCCGAACACUUGGAGAUUUUCAUACAGUUUGGUUAUGUGGUAAUGUUCUCGUCAGCGUUCCCGCUGGCCGCCUUGUGCGCGUUCCUCAAUAAUCUGAUUGAAAUACGCAGUGACGCAUUCAAAAUGUGCUACGUGUACCAAAGACCGUUUGGUCAACGGAUCAAGGACAUCGGAAUGUGGCAGAACAUCAUGGAAGUUAUGGGAUUCAUCGCGGUGCUUGUAAACUGUGCUUUGAUUGGUCUUAGCGGUCAAGUUCACCGAUUGCUGCCUGAUAUGACUGCCAUCCAAACUGUUUUAUUAAUCGUUGCCCUUGAGCAUAUAAUGUUAGCGUUCCGAUGUGCAUUAAGCUGUCUGAUUCCGGACGUACCGCAAUGGAUUGCCACCGAAAUGGCCAAGACUGAGUACAUCAGACGCGAAGCGGCGUCUUCAAAGUCUCAGUGAAAAGGAGGGCCCACAAUCGACCGUCAGCGAUGAUGAUGGAUUUAAUGGAUCUCACUGGAUUUUUGUUUUUGUCUACUUUUUGUUUCAAACUGAUGUCAAAUAGUUUUUAGUCCUCGUAACUCGCAAUGGUAGUUGAUGUUGAUGUAUUAUGUAGCCGAUGUAGGUAUCAUUAUUCGUUGUGCAUAUUUUCUAUGGGCAUUGAGUCAUUGAAGGUAGGUAGGUAUGCAAAGCCGUAACUGGAAAUUAAUUUCGGGGGGGGGGAUGGGGGUUAGCAAAAAAAAUUGUGUUUUGAUUAAAACAGAGAUUGAAAUAGUUAUUUUACAACCACAUAAUAUAACACGAAAAAUUUCGGGGGGAGGAAGUUGAACCCCCAAAACCCCCCUCCCAGGUUCGGCCUUGUAGGUUUGUCACAUGACUACAUAAGAAUAAGAUAAGAUAGGCACACGUGUUUUAAAAAUGCUAGAACAGCGUUCGCCGUUCGUUGUAAUAAUAUAUUAAUAUAUCAGCCAUUAUUUAAAUAACUUUAUAUACCUACCUAAAAACAUUUAUUACCUUGUCGUUUUUCAUUCGCCAUAUUGUUUUCAUGAUUUUAAUAUAUUAUCACUAGGCAGUUGUUUCCAAUGUUUCCAUACAUUUGAAUAUUUCCAUUAUUUUAUAUCAUAUAUACCUUAUAAGUUAAAACUUAAAAGAGUAUAAUAGUAGUAGUAUAACUACCUAUGAUUUAUAAUAUAUAUCUACUUGCAAUGAGUUUUGAGUAACGUGAAAUUGAUGUAUGUCUAUCUAGUAUCUACAUUCUAUACCGUAUACGUCAAUUGACAAUUAUUAUUAUUACGAAUAGUCUUUAUUGUACCUACUGUUAUGGUCUCACCGGGUUGAUCCGCCGAAACCAGGUAUCGUUGAGUUCGUCAAUUCGGAAGUCUUUCGAAAAGGAAGAUGAGAUGUGAUAAUACACUGAUAUGUUUAGUUAUAUAAGUAAAAUUAUUUAUUGAAGACAAAAAUUACUACACACUAUCUAUAACUGACGCAGACAUACAUCGACUGACUCGCCCGUACCGGACGGUAUUACAUUGUACGUACGUCUAAUGUCGAGUCAGUGUUCUUUCCCCACAUUACAAAUUGUUCAUAUGGUAAUAACUAAUAAUAUUAUAAUGUUAAGUUAUAUAAUAAUAAUAAUAAUAAGCGGGCUCAUAACACUACCUAUAAUUAAUAGCAAAUUACCUAAUUUGCAAUAAACCUAACGCGCGUUUUACAGGCUACCUAUAUAUUCAGUACUUAUGAGUUAUGGCCAUUUGAAAAAAUAUUGUAAACCGGCGGUCCAUAGUUAUAUCACUUGUAUCGUUGUAGUCUACCUACUCGAUGUGACUCGCUUGUGAUGUAUAAUUUUUUAACUGUUUAAAAUACAAUUUUUUUUUCAAAAGUUAAUACAUAUAAUACUAGUAGGUACCUAUUUAAAUGUAUGUACGUUUUGUCAUCGUUGGUUUUCAGGUAUUGAAUGUAAGAAUAAAGUUGUUAUACUUUUUAUGCUAAGCAUUAGGUACCUACUAACCAACAAAGCGUUUUUACUGAUUUAAAAAUAAAAAGAUUGAUAAUUUUUCAUUUUUCUAUAAUAUAUUAGGUAAGUAUUCUCUUUUUAUAUUAUUAUAAAUCAAUAAAUUGCUGUGACUUUCUACUCUUCACCACGCCACAACUUUGUUCGUAAAUAAAAUAAUUCAUGCCUGAAGUUUCUUAUUUAUAUUUGUUCCAUGUUCGUAUUUAUAAAACAUAUUUUAU
Messenger RNA from Rhopalosiphum maidis (corn leaf aphid), 4129 nucleotides. RefSeq names its product anoctamin-8-like. Gene Ontology annotation, molecular function: chloride channel activity. The record is from RefSeq and is a predicted model, not a curated record. The transcript is spliced from 16 exons. Gene Ontology annotation, cellular component: plasma membrane. Gene Ontology annotation, biological process: chloride transmembrane transport. Bases 95 to 2359 code for a protein of 754 amino acids. NCBI's taxonomy places the organism in Eukaryota, Metazoa, Arthropoda, Insecta, Hemiptera, Aphididae.